Messenger RNA from Electrophorus electricus (electric eel), 3925 nucleotides. The record is from RefSeq and is a predicted model, not a curated record. Lineage: Eukaryota; Metazoa; Chordata; Actinopteri; Gymnotiformes; Gymnotidae.
GAUCAAACUGCUCCCAGUUUGACAUGCGAUGCAUUGUGCGGGGUGGGAGCUGAUCACCCGCGCGCUUUAACUGCGUGCGUAGGAAACCGGGAGUUAGUCCAGGACACAAACCCUAUACAAGUCCUCCGCGCGACCCGGUCCAACGAAAUUGAAUUGAAAUUCUUUCAUCCCUCACGCGAAUCACAAAGGGCUUUCUUGUGUUACACGGGGCGUUUGGCAGGAAAAAAUCAGUGUAUUCCUUAGUUUGAGUGAUGCGAAACGACCGCUGUGGCGACCUGCAUCUGCUCCUUGUCCAUAAUACAUGCAAACUAGGAUCCCCGUCGCGCCGCUCCAGGGGCAAGGUUUCUCAGCAGGCGGCCACAACUUGAGAUUAAGUAAAACACUUGAAACGUCCACAUUCUGCAUUAGGCUGUAUUUAACACACAAAACAUAUCCACCGUCUUAUUAAGUUGUACGACGUCGGGGCAACUGACAACUGGCCCGUCGCUUUCAGUUCAUCAGCGCGCUGAAGCGCGCGGUCGUCGCAGCGGGAGCGUGCGCUAACGAGCUUUCUCCACCCCGCUGUGCGCAUUCAUCCCGGGGCUGUAACUUAAAAUGUGCUCAUAACCUUCAGACCGUGCAAUGUACCGAAAGAGGUCUCAGGACGGCCGGGGAUUCAUUUACUUGUAAUCCUCUCUCUUACUGAAGAGGAGGAGGCGGCGCGUUUGAUUUUGGGUUCAGUUACCAGUACAAAGUCAAGCAAUAAAAGCCGAUGGAUAAAUUUAACUACGUUAGAAUCUCACUGUCACUCUGUGGAAGAUUUACUGUAGAUAUUUAACCUUAAACGUCCUGUUGUUGAAAAGGUUGUGUUGCAAAAGGUAAGGAUUCUCCACCUCGAUAACGAGAUUUGUUUAGUAACAUUUAAAAUACACUUAAUUUAUUGAUUAUCUAGUGUCUAAGUGUGCCUAUUGAAAGUAAUUAGUUAAACCGUUUUCUAAACUCUCACGCGCGGACCCUAAGCAUAUUCAUGCAGUCAGGUUAAUCUGUAUACCUAUUUACAGAAAUUAGAAAGGUAAUAACAAUCUUGACGUUUACGUGAUUAACAUAAGAAAACUUUGGAUUGUGAAGUAUAUUAAUGAAAUUAUUACAAAUGAAAUAUAAAGUGAAAUGAUAUAUAAAAAAAUGAUAAAAAUACAACCCCACCAAAAUUUUAAAUUUGAUAAAUUACAUACAGACCAUGUCAAAAACAAAAGUAAUUCUUGAUCUGGAUUUAAAAACACCUAGAGCUGCAUUCCUGAUAUGUUCAGGAACGUUAUUCCAUAGUUUAGAAGAAAAAAAGUAAUCCUGUGGCGUGCUUUCAGACAUGCCUUGUGCUUGUUGUUUGCCAGUUUAUUUUCAGUUCACGCUUCUGAAUCUGAACAUUAUUUGUGCGUCAUGACGGUGACGUAUACCGCGAGAGUGGCCAACGCGCGCUUCUGUGGCUUCUCAAAGCUGCUCCUCGCGUGGAAAGGAAGUAUUUAUAAAGUUUUGUAUAAGGAGUUUUUGGCUUUUUUCGCCAUGUACACCGCCAUCAGCAUUACAUACAGGCGAGUGAUUAAGUUUCUUAUUUUUAUGGGCCUAAAAUGAAUUGUAGACUAGCUCCAGAGCUAAAUUUGCUGCAUGCAUCGUGUGUUCAUGUUUCUUUCCAGGUUCUGUCUUUUAGAAGAACAAAAGAGAUACUUUGAAAGACUCUCAAUUUACUGCAACCAUUACGCCAGCCUCAUUCCGAUGUCUUUCGUGUUAGGAUUCUACGUUACCCUGAUAGUAACCCGCUGGUGGGAUCAGUACACUUCCAUCCCUCUCCCGGACACAAUUAUGUGCACGCUGUCGGGGGGCUUACAAGGCGCGGAUGAGCGCGGCAGGUUACUGCGGCGCACGCUGAUGCGAUACGCUAGUCUGUCCGCCAUCCUCAUCCUGCGCUCCGUGAGCACCGCCGUUUUCAAGCGCUUCCCCACAAUGGACCAUGUGGUGGAAGCAGGUUUUAUGACACGUGAAGAGAGGAAGAAGUUUGAGGGUCUGCACUCUCCCUACAAUAAAUACUGGAUCCCGUGUGUGUGGUUCACCAAUUUAGCCGCAGAGGCUCGACUGGAAGGCAGAAUUAAAGACGAUAAUACUUAUAAACUGCUGUUGGAGGAGUUGAAUGAUUUCAGAGGGAAAUGCAGCCUGCUUUUCCACUAUGACAUGAUCAGUGUGCCUCUGGUCUACACGCAGGUGGUCACGCUGGCCGUGUACAGCUUCUUCCUGGUGUGCCUCAUUGGGCGUCAGUUUCUGGACCCUGGCCAGGGUUAUCCGGGUCACGACCUUGACUUGUAUGUCCCUGUCUUCACCCUGCUCCAGUUCUUCUUCUACGCUGGCUGGCUGAAGGUGGCUGAGCAGUUGAUCAACCCAUUUGGUGAGGAUGAUGAUGACUUUGAGUCCAAUUGGCUUAUAGACAGAAACUUCCAGGUCUCCAUGAUGGCAGUGGAUGAGAUGUACGGGGAUCUCCCUGUGAUGGAGCGCGAUCGUUACUGGAACAAUUCGAACCCUCGGCCACCCUACACUGCUGCCACGCUGUUUGUACUGCGCAAACCCUCUUUCCAGGGCUCCACCUUCGACAUGGCAAUUCCCAAAGAAGAGAUGCACUUCCAGCCCCUGGAGGAAAUUGCCGAGAAUACCGAAGAAUCUAUGACUCAGAAUCACAAUCUUACUUGCUUUGACCGACUCCUUGGCUCCACCCCCUCUCCCACAGGCUUUGUGGGUGGAGCUUCUCACAAAACCUCUGCUCAGCUGCCACAACUGACACAUUCUGCCACCUCUGACCCCUCCUACUCAGGCAGGGAGAAGGAGGGAGAUGGAUGCAUGGGAUGGAGAGGGGGAAGAGAAUUACCGCUGCCAGGCUCAGAACAUCACACUCACAGCACCACCUGCAGCUGUGGAGGAACCAUCAACACGUGCACUCUGCUCUCUGCACUGGAGUUCACAGAGAGUCAAGCAAGAGUUGAGAGUGGAGAGACUGAUGGAGCAAAGAGUUCACAGAAGCAGAUGGAGAGAGAGGAUAAAGAGGAGAGUGAAUCACUGCUAAAAAUACCACCUUUAACUCAAGUACCUUUGAGGCCAAAGCAGGACAGGGUAUGUGAACAACCUAAAGCUGUCUGCUCGAGUGCUCUCGCACUGGGCAUAAUGAAGCCUCGAAUCUCCUAUACCAUCGCCACCAAGCACUCCAUACCAGACUUCUCCUUCCAACCAAUCAGAGACCAGGCAAAGAUCAUGACCCCUCAGUCAACCAAUGGCAAAGCGCCAUCUGGCUCGGUUCCAAGUUGUGACGUUCCUUCAUUUCCUGAUCCAAAAUGGCCCUUGCUAUCUGCAGAACACACACAGUGCCGGAGAAGUGUCAGUAUGGGUCCAGAGGUUAUUGGGUUGGCUAAAAAGACUAAGGAAGAAAUUGAGUAACCUUUGGCCUCUUGGCUCUAAGUUAAACACUCAGAUAGCUAUCAAGAUAAUGAUGAGCUGAAUAGGUAGGUAAGUGAGCUAGAAUAUGACAGAUUGACAUGAGAUAGGACUAAAAACACAUUAACAAAACUAAAGUUCAACCAGUUAGUAUUUUGUCCAAAAAUAAAAAUGUUUUUAAUUCAGCUUUGCCCCAGUAUUUAUAUAUAUUUGUAGGAACUUAGCAAGAUGCCAGUCUAUAUUUAGUAAAACUAAAUUACACUCGGAUGUUUGUCAAUUACAAAAAUAUAUGGGCAAGUGAAGGACCUACAUGUACUCUAACCUUCAUUAUGAAAGUAUCCAGCCAAACCUGUCACCAUGAACGUUUGCAAAGCCUUUGAGCGGUAAGAGUGGUAGAGCUGGGACUGAUAUAAAACUUUAGAAAAGAAAUUAGCAACUACCGUGUAACUUUAUAUAACUCUCUCUCUCUCUCUCUCUCUCU